GGAAACGUCGUCGAGGUCCCCUCCUCCGCUCACACUGCUGGCGGGUGAAGUAGCUCUUCUCCUCUUCGCGCUCGACAUUGAUGGGCUUAACGACGUGCUACAUAACAAAGAAAGCAGUGAUUUCAUGCCGCACUCCAUCCGCAGACGUGCGCUCGUCUUUGACGUCAGGAGGCGCACAGCGGAGCGGCGCUGCGCACAAGCCCGGCCAGCAGCAGCACAUCUCUCCCGGAGGCAAGGAGCGCACAACCCCGGGCACAGAUCGCCAUUUAGCUGUAGUGUGGCGCAUCCCAUCAGCGCGACAGGAUGCCUCUAGGAGAGGACGGCAACGGAUGGAAGAAGAAGACAUCCGACAUUAAAGAACAUUAUGACUUCAAAGAAGUGCUGGGGACGGGAGCUUUCUCUGAGGUGCUUCUUGCUGAAGAAAAGAGGACCCAGAGGCUGGUGGCCAUCAAGUGCAUCCCAAAGAAAGCUCUGGAAGGCAAAGAGAACAAUAUAGAGAAUGAGAUUGCAGUACUGCACAGAAUCAAGCACCCCAACAUCGUUUCGCUGGAGGACAUCUUUGAAAGCACGUCUCAUCUGUACCUCGUCAUGCAGCUUGUAUCAGGUGGCGAGUUGUUUGACAGAAUUGUGGAGAAGGGCUUCUACACAGAGAGAGAUGCCAGCCAGCUCAUACACCAGAUCUUGGAUGCAGUCAAAUAUCUCCAUGAUAUGGGCAUUGUGCACAGAGACCUAAAGCCAGAGAAUUUGCUGUAUUACAGCAUGGAUGAAGACUCUAAGAUCAUGAUCAGUGACUUUGGCCUGUCGAAGAUCGAGGGAGCAGGCAGCGUUAUGUCCACAGCCUGCGGGACUCCCGGAUAUGUGGCUCCUGAGGUGCUCGCCCAGAAGCCGUACAGCAAAGCAGUCGAUUGCUGGUCCAUAGGAGUCAUUUCGUAUAUUCUACUUUGCGGGUAUCCUCCAUUUUACGACGAGAACGACGCCAAGUUGUUUGAGCAAAUCCUGAAAGCGGAGUAUGAAUUUGACUCUCCGUACUGGGAUGAUAUCUCAGAUUCAGCCAAAGACUUCAUCUGCCACAUGAUGGAGAAGGAUUCUUCAAAAAGAUACACAUGUGAACAGGCCCUACAGCACCCAUGGAUCUGCGGAGACACUGCUCUGGACAAGAACAUCCAUGAAUCCGUCAGUGCUCAAAUCAAGAAAAACUUUGCCAAAAGCAAGUGGAAGCAAGCGUUCAACGCCACGGCAGUGGUGCGCCACAUGCGCAGGUUGCAGCUGGGGACCAGCGUGGAGGGACCUAGUCAGAUCACUCCCACCAGCCCCUGCCAUGGACUCCUGCUCCCUGAGGAGGAAGAGGAAGAUGAGUUGGGGAAUGGCGAGAAUGAGAGCUUGUCCCACCACAGCGAUGAUCGUCGCGGAAGCGCCGAGGGGAGCACGGACCGGGACAGCCUGAGGAGCUGCACUUACUGCUGCAGGCCGGCCAGCCGCAUCUGAAUACAACCUCACUGACCUUUUUUUCCUUUUCUUUCUGAAAUUCAUUUUUUGUUUAUUUUUUCUUAAUUGAUGAUAUUGAGACCCUCUGGAGUGCACAGAGAGCUGCUGCCCACCCAGUCUAGCCAGGAAUGCAGAGUAGAGCUCAGCACGCACCAUCCAGCGUGUGGACCAUUGUCCUGACAGUGUCCCCUAAUGACAGACGUUGCUAUGUUACAGCGAGCUCUAAUUGCAACUAUUCUUUCAAACGCCACUGUGCUGCAGUUUGUUAUGUUUAAGGCCAUCUGCUUAUUUUUUGCCUUCUUUCAUUCCCAUGUUGUCUCAGUGAGUGUUUCUCAACCUUUAUUGAGCCAAGGCACAUACAGUACUGUAUUUUCACGACCAUAAGGCGCACUUAAAAGUCUUAAAAUUGUCUCCAAAAUGGACGGGCCGCCUUAUAAUGCAGCGCGCCUUAUGUGUGCACAGAGUUCCAAAAUCUGUAAAUGUUGUUGUGUGACUUUGAUGAGCGCUCCGCUUGACUGACUGGGAGCAUUUCCUGCCGACACAUUGCUUAUAUAGAGGAAAGGCGGACGUGACUGAGGACAGCAUGCGGACGUUAAAUGGGGAAGGGUGCGCAUGAAAGAGGACGCUAAAGGCACGCCCCCAGUAGGUAUAUGCAUUGUGCAAAACAACAUCGGUUUGGCUAAGGACCCCCGAAAAUGGAACCUACAAAGAGACACGCUUUACGAAGCGCAGUUUAAACUGCAAGCUAUCAGUUACGCGGAGGAACAUGGGAAUCGAGCAGCCGCGAGAGAAUUCAAGAUCAACGAAUCCAUGGUUAGCAAGUGGAGGGAGCAGGAAAACGCCGGCAUCAUUGCUGAACAGCCCCCCGGCAACGAGACUGACUCGGACAAUGACGAGAGGGAACUCGGCAUGUUUGAUGGAGAAUUUGCCCAGCUGUUCAUUUCGGAUACAGAAGAGGAGGACUUUGAUGGAUUUGUGGAUGAGGAUUGAUAAAAAAAUAACGCGAGUACAUUGUUAAAUACUUCAAUAAGGUACAACCAAACUCAGUUUUGCUCCCGCUGCCUUUUUAAAAACAGGCUAGCAUGCAUUUUACCAUCCCUGCGCCCAAUAAUACGGUGCGCCUUAUGUAUGUGUUAAAUACAGAAAUAGACCCUGUAACUGAGACUGCACCUUUUAAUACGGUGUGCCUUAUGGUCGCGAAAAUACGGUACUUAUAAUUUUAAAUUUGGUGAUAUUUGGUUUUCAGGUGAAGUUUCAGGGUGAACCUAAAAGGCACUGUAACCUUUUCAGGUAAACUUAAUUUGACUUCAAAAGGUUUGAAUGCACGUCCAAUUGUUCAUUGUUUCACUACUUUUUGCCCAACUUACUGUUGCUGAAUGGCAAAAUUCCCAAAACGUUUAUGAUCCAUGAAUCGACCAAAACAUUUCCUGGUUGAAUUAGAAAUGGCAUUUACACAGUCCUAUUCAUUAUGCUGUUGACAUUUUGACAGCAUGAGACCAAGACAAAACCUAACAAUUGAUCAAGAGUGCUUUGCCACAGCGAGACUUCAAACAGGAUGUUCUCAGACCCAGUGGCGGGCUUUGCUUGAAUGACGCCCUGUGCAAGACCACCCCCCCCAACACACACACCGGAUUGGACCUUAUAUUUCCUUUAAAACAUAUUUAAUUAUAAUUAUAGAAGUGGAGAUCCUGGGAAAUGUAUUGGUCCAUUCAUGGAUCCCCCCCCCGGACGCCUCCCCGGUGAGGUGUUCCGGGCACGUCCCACCGGGAGGAGACCCCGGGGACGACCCAGGACACGCUGGAGAGACUACGUCUCUCGGCUGGCCUGGGAACGCCUCGGGAUCCCCCCGGAAGAGAUGGAUGAAGUGGCUGGGGAAAGGGAAGUCUGGGUGUCCCUGCUAAAGCUACUGCCCCCGCGACCCGACCUCGGAUAAGCGGUAGAAGAUGGAUGGAUGGAUGGAUGGCAUUCAUGGAUUCAUCACCUUUUGUGAAUUUUGCCCUUCAGCUCCUUGUUAGAUACAGCAAGUGGUGCAAAAAGUACUGAAACAUUGACCUCCAUCCAUCCAUUUUCUGAGCCGCUUCUCCUCACUAGGGUCGCGGGCGUGCUGGAGCCUAUCCCAGCUAUCAUCGGGCAGGAGGCGGGGUACACCCUGAACUGGUUGCCAGCCAAUCGCAGGGCACAUACAAACUAACAACCAUUCGCACGCACAGUCACACCUGCGGGCAAUUUAGAGUCUUCAAUUAAUGCAUGUUUUUGGGAUGUGGGAGGAAACCGGAGUGCCCGGAGAAAACCCACGCAGGCACGGGGAGAACAUGCAAACUCCACACAGGCGGGGCCGGGGAUUGAACCCAGGUCCUCAGAACUGUGAGGCUGACGCUCUAACCAGUCAUCCACCGUGCCGCGCUGAAACAUUGACCUGUGCAUUCAAAAUGUUAGAGGUCAAAUUAAGUUCACAAAGGUUAUAGUGCAUCUUAGCUUUAUCCUGAAAUUUCACCCAAAACUCGAAUAGCCUUAACUUUUUGUGAGUAGUGCAUUAUACGUUAGAAAAAUCUCAUGGCACACAAACAAACAAUAAUGCCACUAAAUGUAUACACAGUACAGUAUUGCAAAAUAUUAUCUUGUCUCAAUUUACUCACAAAUUGACUUACAGAGUAUGAAAUCUCGGUUAGUAUGGAGAUUAUUUUGUUUGGUUUGUUUUAUGGCUGUUCUGUUAUUAGAGGCUCACACUGAGAUACUCCUAUACGUUCCUCCUCCAUGAAUUGUUGUAAUGGAAAGUACCACUUAGUCUAAGGGGCACAGUUAAAGCCCAAAAACAUGCAUCCAUCACAUUUCUAUAUGGCUUAUCCUGUUCAGGGUCGCAGGGAGCUGCAACCGAUCUCAGCUGACUUUGGGUGAAAGGCAAGAAUGCACCCUGGACUGAUCGGCAGUCAAUCACAGACAACCUGAGUGGUAACUGAACCCACGCAAGUCAGGCGAGUGAACCGUCACAGCAUCAGUCACUAUCCCCAAAAACAUUUAACCCACAAAUGCUCGUCAUAUAUAAUGAAAAAUGCUUGCCCGACCAUUGCAUCAUAUUUUUAAAUGCUCGUCAUAUAUAUCAAAAAAUGCUUGUUCGAUCAUUGCAUCAUAUUUUUUCAUAAACUCAUUAUGUCUAUGUUCUAAACACUUAAAUGGCCCCACGAUAGUACUAAGGUUCAGCCUAACUAUCUGGGAUCACAGUGUGGGUGCUCCACCUGCUCUGUGCUGUGCAAUCUCUAGUGGAAGUCGGUCUAGUGUUUGCAUGACCUGGUUAAAUGUUUACAUGAAUGAUGAUCAAUUAGUAUACACACAUGAUGAUGAUGAUUAUAUUAUUGUUAUUACUUCUACUGUUGUAUUGCCAAUGAUGUACUCCUGUAAUUUUUUAGCUAUAUAAUGUGAAGUGAGUAACACCAAAAGAAAUGUUGACAAAGUACAAAAACACAGCACAGUGGACAUAUUGUUUGACAUUUUUCGCAAAUUCAUGCCCCCAGCCCCCUCCCCCCCCCCCAUGUCUUUUCAUGUGUGAACUACUCAAUGGACAAAAGUAUUGGGACACAUGACACCUGCAGUGGAGCAAAAAAGUAUUUAGUCAUCCACCAAUUGUACAAGUUCUCCCAAUUAAAAAGAUUAGAGAGGCCUGUAAUAUUCAUAGGUAUACCUCACCUAUGAGACAAAAUGAGAGAGAGAAAAAAUAAAUCCAGAAAAUCACAUUGUCUUGAUUGGAAAAUAAGUAUUUGGUCAACAACAAAAGUUUAUUUCAAUACUUUGUUAUAUACCCUUUGUUGGCAAUGACAGAAGUCAACCGUUUUCUGUAAGUCUUCACAAGGUUUUCCCACACUGGUAUUUUGGCCCAUUCCUCCAUGCAGAUCUCCAAUAGAGCAGUGAUGUUUCGGGGCUGUCAGACUUUCAACUGCCCCAAAGAUUUUCUAUGGGGUUGAGAUCUGGAGACUGGCUAGGCCGCUCCAGGACCUUGAAAUGGUUCUUAUGAAGCCUCUCCUUCGUUGCCCGGGCAGUGUGUUUGGGAUCACUGUCAUGCUAAAAAGACCCAGACUUGUUUCAUCUUCAAUUCCCUUACUGAUGGAAGGAGGAUUUCACUCAAAAUCUCACGAUACAUGGCCCCAUUCAUUCUUUCCUUUACACAGAUCAGUCAUCCUCGUCCCUUUGCAGAAAAACAGCCCCAAAGCAUGAUGUUUCCACCACCAUGCUUCACAGUAGGUAUGGUGUUCUUUGGAUGCAACUCAGCAUUCUUUCUCCUCCAAACAUGACAAGUUGAGUUUUUACCAAAAACUUCUAUUUUGGUUUCAUCUAACCAUAUGACAUUCUCCCAAUCCUCUUCUGGAUCAUCCAAAUGCUCUCUAGCAAACUUCAGACGGGCCUGGACAUGUACUGGCUUAAGCAGGGGGAAACGUCUGGCACUGCAGGAUUUGAGUCCCUGGCGUCGUAGUGUGUUACUGAUGGUAGCCUUUGUUACUUUGGUCCCAGCUGUCUGCAGGUCAUUCACUCGGUCCCCCAGUGUGUUUCUGGGAUUUUUGCUCACCGUUCUUGUGAUCAUUUUGACCCCACGGGGUGAGAUGUUGCGUUUAGCCCCAGAUCAAGGGAGAUUAUCAGUGGUCUUGUAUGUCUUCCAUUUUUUAAUAAUUGCUCCCACAGUUGAUUUCUUUACACCAAGCUGCUUACCUAUUGCAGAUUCAGUCCAUCGUGGUGCAGGUCUACAAUUUUGUUUCUGGUGUCCUUUGACAGCUCUUUGGUCUUGGCCAUAGUGGAGUUUGGAGUGUGACUGUUUGAGGUUGUGGACAGGUGUAUUUUAUACUGCUAAUGAGUUCAAACAGGUGCCAUUAAUACAGGUAAUGAGUUGAGGACAGAAGAAGUUACAGGUCUGUGAGAGCCAGAAAUCUUGCUUGUUUGUAGGUGACCAAUUACUUAUUUUCCACCAUAAUUUGCUAAUAAAUUCUUUAAUUUAAAAUUAAUCAAUAUAAAAAUAAUUCUUGAAAUUCAGAUUUUCUGGAUUAAUUUUUCUUUCUGGAUUUUUCUUUUUGUUUUUUUUAUAGGUGAGGUAUACCUAUGAUGAAAAUUACCGGCCUCGCUCAUCUUUUUAAGUGGGAAAACUUGCACAAUUGGUGGCUGACUAAAGACUUUUUUGCCCCACUGUACAUGAAGUGAAAAUGGAGGAAAAUAUGGAGUUGGUCAAUCUUUUGCAGCUAUAAUAACCCUCUUUUACACAGAGAACCUGCAAAAUUUCUGCAUCAGAGCUGCAAAAGAAGAUUUACCCAUAUUAGCCUUUUACACAUAACCCAGUGCAAUAGUAUACAGUGAUGCCUUGCAAUACGAGUGACCUGACUUUUCAAGAUGUGGGCCGUCGUUCAGUGAUUUUGAGAAACUUGAUAAAUGAGCACUGCAUUGUGACAGUGAUCUUAACUCAACUCACUUCAGAACAAACAGCAGUUUGGCAAAAAGUAAACCACUCCCAGUUGAAGUUUAUUGUCAAACAAAACAUAGUUGUCUUAAAGUCCGCUAAUUUAAUGCUAACACUUGAAACGCCAUAGACGGGCUAACCGAUAACAGCUGUGUCGCGGUGUUACAAAGCUUUAAGCAACAAAUAUUUGAAUAUUUGAACACAAAACAGUGGAGCAACACAUGUAGAUGAGUGAUAAAACAAUACUCAAAGGCAUAGUCUUUAUCCUCUACAAAGAACAACUCGUGGGAGAGUGGAAGAGUGGGAGAAAAUACCACCUGAGAAGUGCAAAAAGCUUAUAGAUGGGUACAAGAAACAUUUGGAGGCUGUCAUCGCUGCCAAAGUGCGCGCAACCAAAUAUUAAGGUCGCCUGCCAAUAUUGCUGCACAUGCUAUUUUCAGUUUUUUUUCCCCUUCAAUAUCUAAGUUAAAAAAAAAACACAUUUCUUUGUUAAAUUACUUUGGACCUCCAAUUAAAAGAUUCUGAUGGUAUUAGUUUGGUACUUUUCCAUUUUUUUCUGAAGAUAUUAGACAGGUUAUGCAAAAAAUGAAGGGGUGCCAAUAAUGGUGAGCAUAUAUAUAUAUAUGUGUAUGGAGGCUGGAACGGAUUAAAGGCAUUUCCUUUCAUUUCGAUGGGGAGAGAUGAUUUGAGACGGAACAUAUUAAACUUGUGGGUACUCAAGGCGCCACUGUAUGAAAAUUGUCAUGACAGCACUGUCUAAAUUGUUUUCAGACAGCGACAAUUCCUUUAAAAAUAUAUAUUUUUUUUACAGGUGGUGUAAAAGGGACUACAUUGUACAUUGUUAGACUUAGAAGAUUUCCUAGUUGUUUUUUUUUUGUAGGAAUUUGGGGUAAUUGUGAAGGAGGGUCUACCCCACAAUCGUUUUGGGUUGAAGUUAAGGCUCAGUUUAGACAAUGAAAGUUUACAGAACCUUUCGAGCGCUCCUCGAUUACAAGGUGUAUCUCCAUACUUUUGUCUGUGUUUUAUUCAUCUAUAUUUAUUCAUAUUCAAGUCCCCUAAUAUAUAGGGAGACAUUUAAAAAAAUAUCCUGAUUGGACAAAAGUGCCAACUACAAAACAAAUAUGUAUAUAUAAAAAAAGAAAUAGGGUAAAAGGGUAAAACCACUUUGACUGCGGACCCAAAGCCAUACUCAUGAAGUAGGAAUGAUUGAGUGCACAUUCAUCUUGUAGUAUCUAGCUGAGAAAAAGACAGAUGGAUGUGAUUCUCGAACAGUAAAGAGGAGGAAGACAACCUGGGGAUGGUGAAGUGAAUCUUCCCAUGAGUCACACCAUCAUGAAAUUUGGGGGUAUCGAGUCUCACAUUUUGUUUUGUGUUGACCCAUGCUUCAAACAGGUUCAUUAUAUAGCGCGGUAAAAAAGAAAGCAAUCGCUCUGUAUUUCCACAAAAUGUGAAAAAUAUGCAAACUGUGUGUGAAGGGCUUCAUUCAAUGUCAAAUAGCCAUCGUUGAACCACUUUCGUAUCUACUAUUAAUAUAUGUUGUUUAUGCUCGUUUUACCCAUCCAAACACGUCCGAAAUGCAUAAAAAGCACUUGUAUAUUAUAUAUAAAUAAAAAUAUAAGUAUAUAUUGUAUAUCCAUUUUUUGUAAAGCUGUUUUGAGCUACAAAAGUAUGGAUGCAAUGCAUCAUGGGUUAUUGAACAAGAUGUAGGAGAAUACAAUGAUUUGUACCCACGGAGAGCCGGAAAUGGAAUAAAUCUCCCUUGUCUAUGCA
Messenger RNA from Phyllopteryx taeniolatus (common seadragon), 8686 nucleotides. It is a transcript of the gene camk1a, whose product is annotated as calcium/calmodulin-dependent protein kinase Ia. The coding region runs from base 304 to 1485 and encodes 393 amino acids. The record is from RefSeq and is a predicted model, not a curated record. Lineage: Eukaryota; Metazoa; Chordata; Actinopteri; Syngnathiformes; Syngnathidae. Gene Ontology annotation, molecular function: calmodulin binding; ATP binding; calcium/calmodulin-dependent protein kinase activity. The transcript has 13 exons. Gene Ontology annotation, cellular component: intracellular anatomical structure. Gene Ontology annotation, biological process: peptidyl-serine phosphorylation.